ACCCAAAAAUUAAAUGGACCGUUUUGGGCCCCACACACCCUUAUACACACUUUCAAAAAGAAUAUAUAACCGUUACAAGUACCCCCUCUUCAUUUCUCAUCUCAAACAACAAAGUCAUUUGUGACAGUUGCCAUAGCAAGCUCAUUUAAGUGCAAAAGCUGUUUAAGGAGGUGAUUCUUGUGUAGUUGUGUUAUCUAUCAAUCAAGAUGACUGUUGAGGUGCAAUCUGAGGCAACUCAAGUGGCUGAAGUAGUUGUGCCACAAGAGGAAUUAGAGGCUGCUAAGAAGGUUGUAGAGGAGGUUGAGGUAAAUGAGAAAGUAAAAGAAGAAAAAGAUGAGGCUAAGCUAAAAACAAUUGAGAAGAGUUCUUCUUAUAGAGAAGAGAGCAACUUUCUCACUGAUCUAAAAGAAAAUGAGAAAAAGGCCUUGAAUGAGUUGAAAUCUAAAGUUGAGGAAGCCAUUCUUGGAAACACUCUCUUAAAAAAAGAAGAGACAAAUACCAAAAAAUCUCCAGAGAAAAGUGAAGGCGAAGAAAAAAAAGAGGAAGAGGGAAAGAAUGAGGAAAAUCCCGAUGCGAAUUGUGGGAAUAUAGAGGAGAAAGAAGAGAAGGAGAAGGAGGAGGGUGAAUUGGAAGUUGAUGAAGUGGAUAAAGAGAUAUCCAUUUGGGGAGUACCACUUUUGCCUAGCAAAGGGGAUGAGAAAACUAAUGUGGUUCUCUUGAAAUUCUUGAGAGCAAGGGAUUACAAAGUGAAUGAAUCUUUUGAAAUGCUUAAGAAAACACUCGAAUGGAGGAAGGAAUUUAAUAUCCAAUCAAUCUUGGAGGAAGAUUUGGGCUCAGAUCUUGCUCCAGCUGCUUACAUGAGUGGAAUUGAUAACCAAGGACACCCUAUUUGUUACAAUAUUUUUGGAGUUUUGGAUGAUGAAGAGCUGUAUAACAAGACGUUCGGGACGGAGGAGAAACGGAACCAGUUCUUGAGGUGGAGAGUCCAAUUAAUGGAGAAGGGUAUUCAACAACUUGAUUUCAAGGCUGGAGGUAUUAGUUCAUUGCUUCAGAUAAAUGAUCUGAAGAACUCUCCUGGACCAUCCAAGAAAGAAGUCAGGGUUGCAACAAAACAAGCUGUUGACCUUCUUCAGGAUAACUAUCCUGAAUUUGUUGCCAAAAAUAUAUUCAUCAAUGUACCAUUUUGGUAUUAUGCCGUCCAUUCGUUGCUCUCUCCUUUCCUAACUCAAAGAACCAAAAGCAAAUUUGUAUUUGCUCGCCCUGCUAAGGUCACCGAGACGUUGCUCAAGUACAUUCCAAUCCAAGAAAUCCCAAUUCAGUAUGGUGGACUUAAGAGGGAGAAUGACUUUGAGUUUUCAGUCUCUGACUGUGAAGCUUCAGAAAUUCUCCUUAAAGCUGGAUCAACUGAAACCAUCGAAAUACCUGCAGUAGAUGUGGAAAGUACAUUUAUCUGGGAUGUUAUGAUCAUGGGCGGGGAAGUGAGCUAUAAGGAGGAAUUUGUGCCAGAGGAUGAGACUUCUUACACCAUUAUCAUUCAGAAGGACAAGAAGGUGAGCUCUUCAAUUCGCAACACAUUCAAGAACACUGAAGCAGGAAAGGUUGUGCUGACAAUCAAGAAUACUUCUAGCAAGAAGAAGAAGGCGUUUUACAGACACAAGAUCAAGAAAUCAGCAGUUUGAGAUGAACAAAUUUCUAGUUUGAAUGAAGAUGGAGUUUUUUAUUUAUUUUAUUUUUUAUUUUUUAUAAUGUAACUUUUUUGUGGUUGAUAUACAUUAUUAUUUUUUGGUCCUAUAUUCAUAUUGUAUAUGUUGAUUUUUUUUUUCUCCCUACAAGGAUGAACAUGAUCUAUGAAUUUUUUUACCAUUUUUA
Messenger RNA from Lycium ferocissimum, 1869 nucleotides. RefSeq names its product patellin-4. The record is from RefSeq and is a predicted model, not a curated record. The coding region runs from base 207 to 1679 and encodes 490 amino acids. Gene Ontology annotation, molecular function: lipid binding. NCBI's taxonomy places the organism in Eukaryota, Viridiplantae, Streptophyta, Magnoliopsida, Solanales, Solanaceae. The transcript has 5 exons.